CAUGCACUGCGCUUUAUGCAGCCCCCCCCACCCAAGGAAAUUGCAAGUCCCAGAAUGCACUGCGCCUUACAGACCACAACCCGAGGGAACUGCGAACCCCAGCAUGCAUUGCGCCUUACGCACCCGAAGCCAAGGGAACUGCGAAUCCCAGCAUGCAUUGCGCAUGACAUACCACAACCCGAGGGAACUGCGAAUCCCAGCAUGCAUUGCGCCUUACGCACCCGAAGCCAAGGGAACUGCGAACCCCAGAAUGCAUUGCGCCUUACGCACCCGAACUCAAAGGAACUGGCAAUCCCAGCAUGCACUUUUCCUCUGAAGCGCGGCUGUUCGUAUCCCAGCAUGCACUACUACCUCAGGAGGACUGCAACGCCUAGAACGCAUGGAUUCCGGUCACAUGACACAGGGAGACUACAAUUCCCAGCAUGCAGUGCAGCAAAAGGGCCCCACUCUGCGCAUGCGCAGCAGACUCGGCUGAUCGCACACUGCGCAAGUGGUGAGCGAAGGGGUGGGAUUGCGCUUGCGGAGUCGGGGGAAAACCCGCCCACGAGGAUUUGCGCAGGCGCAGUGAAAGCGGACCGGGCUAAGCGCAGGCGCACUCAGGGAAACCGUCCGCCCGGUCCCGCUGCCCACAGUCCCCAGUUCGACUUCGGAGGCGGCCUCGGUGCAGCACCCCUAGCUUCCGCUUCCGGCUUGGGAAGGAACUGCUUCCGGUUCGGCUCCGUCUCUCCCUGCAGCGGUGGCUUCGGCUGGGGCGGCCUGGGGGUGCCGGAGCCGCCAUGGGGCGCUCGUCGAAGGACAAGCGGGAUGUCUACUACCGCCUGGCGAAGGAGGAGGGCUGGCGGGCCCGCAGUGCCUUCAAACUCCUGCAGCUGGAUGAAGAGUUCCACCUGUUUGAGGGGGUGCGCCGGGCGGUGGACCUGUGUGCGGCCCCUGGCAGCUGGAGCCAGGUGCUGAGCAGGAAGCUGAAGUAGGUGGG
This is a messenger RNA of Pelodiscus sinensis (Chinese soft-shelled turtle), 976 nucleotides long. Lineage: Eukaryota; Metazoa; Chordata; Testudines; Trionychidae. The record is from RefSeq and is a predicted model, not a curated record.